AAACAUGACAUGUCUCCUUGAAAAAGAUUCUUCCAAGUGCCCAUACAAUCACUCACUCCUUUUCUCUCUUGCACUGUUUAUUUCUACUCUUGAAGACUCUAUAUAAACCUCUCACUCUCCUCAUUUCACUCACAACUAUCAUUCUUUCUCUCACCUUUCCUUCUUCUGCACCAGCUACUUCAUACUUCUUUUUUCAUUCCUCUUUCCAUUCCAAAAUGGCCACUGUUGAGGUUGAAACACAGCAAGUAGUACCAAAUGAAACAGUUGAGGUAACUAAGGUGGAUGAAACAACACCCGCCUCCGAGGUUCUUGUCUCAGAACCGGUCACCACGGAACAACCAAAAGAAGAGGCUGUUGCAGAAGAAGCUGUCGCAGAAGCAGCAGUAGAGAAAGAAGCAGAAACUGAAGUACCAGUUGAAGCUGAGACUACAGAAGUAGCAGAAGAAGCCAAGCCAGAGGUAGAAAACCCGGCAACCGAGAAAGUUGAAGAAGUGAAAGAGGAAGCAACAACUGAGGAGGCUAAAGAAACUACUGAAACAGAAUCAGCAGUAGCAUCAGCAGCAGUUGAGGAGAACAAAGCAGCUGAAACUGCAGUGGAAGAUGUCACCACAGAAGCAUAGACAAUUGUUGUCGACAUUGAUGAGAACUUUUCUAUUUUAUUGUUUGGUUUCUUUUUCCUUUUUUUCAUUGAUCUUGUCGUGAAGGUAAGUCUUUGGAUAUGGCUUUAAGGUUUAUUAUAUUAUAUAAAGAGUCAUGGCCAUUGAAGUUUGGGGAUGAUGAUAGUUCCAACAAGGUUCAACUAGCUUGAUUAUCAUAUGUAUUUCUCCUGGUUUGAAUAAAUUAUAUUUACUUUUAUUAA
Messenger RNA from Lathyrus oleraceus (garden pea), 859 nucleotides. RefSeq names its product major latex allergen Hev b 5. The record is from RefSeq and is a predicted model, not a curated record. The coding region runs from base 216 to 620 and encodes 134 amino acids. NCBI's taxonomy places the organism in Eukaryota, Viridiplantae, Streptophyta, Magnoliopsida, Fabales, Fabaceae. The transcript is spliced from 2 exons.